AUGAGCAAAUGUGUUUGUGCCAUAAACCCAUAUUGUCAAACACCAUAUGUUGUAUCUGAUCCUGGUUUCAACGCUUAUAAAAAUCUGGUUUACGACGUACCAGGUUCGAUUCGACGAUGUCUGCCUAUUGAUUCUCUUCUUUCUUCAUCACUUGAAUGUUUAUAUGAAGAUUAUGGUUGCUUUCCAUUAUUGAUAGCCUCUUUUUACGAAACAUUGGGUCAACAAAAUUAUAAUCCAUCCUUAACAUUUGAUUUUGGUCCAUUGAUCUAUAAUCCAGCAACGACUCUAUUUCCUCCAAAUGCAACUGUUUCAAGCAUGUUUAAAGAAAUGAUGGUCGAACAAUGGAAUCCAUCCAUGUCUUAUAGAUCAUUUUUUGAAUCAUGUGCACCUACUUAUUGUACUUAUUCUCAAAGAAUGCGUACAGAAAAUUUUCUUGGAGUGAUCGUAACAAUAAUAUCAAUGAUUGGCGGUCUUAUACUUUCAUUACGAAUUGUGACACCUUAUCUUGUUAAAAUUAUUGUUGGAUUAAUGAAAAAACUUAAGAAAAAAAGACAACGAACAGAACGAGUUCAUCAAAGUUAUUUCAAUCGAAUCAAAAUCAUAAUACAAAAUAUGAUCAAACUUUUGUCAAAAACAUUAAUUGAAUUAAAUAUCUUUUCAUCAUCUGAUUUUGAAAGUAGUAUUGACCGACUAACAGCUACAUAUUAUGGUCGAUGGGCAACACGUUUCUACAUUCUGUUGUUUCUUAGUACUUUCACGAUACUUAUCUUUUAUACAAUGAUUCAACCACAUAGCGUAACAAAAACAUUUGAUCAGCUAUCAUUUAAUUCUUAUCAGCAAUUACGAAAAAUUUAUGGAAACAAAUUAAAAUGUUCAUGUUCGCAAAUAGCAUCAACGUAUAAUAAAUUUGUUGAAAUUAUACCAGAAUUUCAUCCUAUUUGUUCAAGUCAAUUCGUAUCGAAAGAAUGGCAUAUGGGUAUAAUAAAUAGUCUUGCUUCAAAUUUCUCUCUAUAUUCAAAAAAUGAUUAUCGUCGAUUUAUUUCUUCUCAUCUACAAUAUCUUCAAGGACUAUGUCAAAUCUCAAAAGAUUCAGUUGAUAAUGCUAUUAAUGAAUUUCUUACAUCAUUAUUAGUUACUGUUGAACUUCUUUCCAAAGAAAAUUUUCAUCAUCGUAUUGAAAUCUUAAUUGAACAAAGUAAAUCCAAUGUUCCUUUCUUAGUUUCUCGUUUUCUCGCCACGAUCCAAACUUUUAAUCAUGGAAAUGCUUUUAUGACAACAUAUGGGACAAAUUUUCAAUAUGUUUCUCGGAUAUCUGAUUCUUAUGCACAUACAAAUGCAAUGAUUUAUGAUGAUAAUUGUUCAUGUGGAUUAUCUUCAAAUUGUACAACACAAGCUAAUUUUAUUGAAAAAUCAACAAUAAUUCCAAUUGUAGGAUUAAAAAUGGGAUGUUUACCAAGUGAAUCAUUUCGAUUAUCAACUCUUGAAUGUUUUUAUAAUCAAUCAUGUCUUGAUCUUGUUCAUAAAUAUACAAAUUAUCAAAAUUCUUCAAUUGCUCUUUCAACAAAUCUUAGUUAUUUUCCACCAAAUUCAACUAUUAAUGAAUUGAUAAAUCAUGCAUUCACUGAACAAUGGUUAAAAAAUAUAACUUAUUCUUCAUAUUAUGAUGAAUGUUUCCCUUCAGUGUGUUCAUAUACUUAUAUUGAAAAGUUUAAUAUUCUAUAUCUCAUAACUCUAUUUCUUAGUCUUCAAGGUGGUUUAACAUUAGUUUUGGCAUGGAUUUGUCCAAAAAUAAUUCAAAAUGUAUCAAAAAUCUAUCAUUAUUAUCGUAGAAGAAGACAAAGAACAUCAGUUUAUCCACAUAAUUCACUUUCAAUGUCAUCAAAUGAUUUUAAUAUUCAAAAUACAAAUAAUAAUGCUGAUAAUCAAACAGAACAGAACAGAACAUUUGAACAAAGAAUUAGUUCACCAAGUCGACGUUACUCGAAGAGAAUUUUGAUAAUCUCAUUAUUAAUAUUGUUAAUCAUUAGUAUAAUUAUCUUUUCAAUUUAUUAUGCACGAAAUGUUUCAAUGAAAAAUAAAACAAUGGAUAGAACUUUGAAUACAACAAUAACAAGUACAACUACAAUGAUGUCAAUAUCUUCCAUUACAACAGAACCGCUUUGUCAAGAUAAAUUUCAACAACAAAUAUCAACCAAUAUUUCUUGUUCUGAACAUGAUGAGAACAACUUUCAAAUUGCUACUGGUGAUUUUAACAAUGAUAAUCGAGUUGAUCUCGUAUAUUCUUGCAGAUCUAAUCAAAAUGAAGAGAUAAUUGUAUUAAUGAAUAAUGGCAAUGGAACAUUUCAUAAUUCAUCAGUUUUAUUAUUGUCAAGAUCUGAUUGGAUAACUCAUAUUUAUGCUGUUGAUUUUAAUAAUGAUAAUCGAUCGGAUGUGUUUUUAAUACAUGGAUCUAAUCUUAUAAUUUUAUUGAGCACUGAUAAUGAAACAUUUGAAUAUCGAACGGAAUUGACAAAUAAAUAUAUUAGCUCGAUAAAUGAAGUUCAUAUUGCCGAUUUUAAUAAUGAUAACCAAUCUGAUGUGCUUUUAAUACGUAAUACAGAACCAAUGGAAAAUCUAAUCGUUUUCUUGGGAAAUGAUAAUGGAGCAUUUCAAACACAAAUUAUGGUAUCAUCUACAAAAAUUAGUAAAGCGAUAAAUACUGCAGUCGUAUACGAUCUUAAUAAUGAUAAAAUAUUAGAUAUUGUUAUAAGCUUUACACAGUUCGAGAAGAACGUUUGUAUCAUCUAUGGACGGGGAAAUGGAAGUUUUUCAUCAGGAAUUUUAUUAUUCGAAAGAAACAUGAUUUAUGCAGUCACCUUAGCUGUGGCAAAUAUUAACAAUGAUCAUUAUGCUGAUAUAGUUAUAUAUGAUGAAGACUCUAAACAUUUUUAUGUAUUAUUUGGAAGUGCAAAUGAAACAUUUCAAAUACAAAAGCCAUUUUUCACUGCUAUUAUCUCUUUCCCUUAUUUUCUAUUUAUCGAUGAUUUUGAUAAUGACAAUCAAUCUGAUAUCGCUUUUCUUUAUAGUCUAUACGAUUUUGAAUACAAGAUAUAUCAUUACCAUAAUAAUAGUUUUAAGAGAAAUGAAAAAACUGUCAUUAAAUCGCUGGGAGGAUUGGAUACAGUUAUUGUUCGUGAUAUUAAUAAUGAUAAUUAUUUAGAUAUUAUCCUUGGCACUGUUGGUCCUAAUAAGAUUUAUGUUUUAUUUGGAUAUGGAAAUGAUCGUUUUUAUUCACAUAUGGUUUAUUCGGGUGAACACCAGCUUUUUUCCUCUUGGUUAACUGUUGGUGAUUUUAAUAAUGAUAAUUUUCAAGAUAUAGUUAGUGCUAAUUAUGACACUAUGCUUAUUGAUGUUUUCUUAUAUAAACGUGAAUGUUCCAUUGCCUAA
Messenger RNA from Adineta steineri, 3426 nucleotides. NCBI's taxonomy places the organism in Eukaryota, Metazoa, Rotifera, Eurotatoria, Adinetida, Adinetidae. The record is from the annotation of a GenBank genome assembly.